This is a messenger RNA of Zerene cesonia (dogface butterfly), 1627 nucleotides long. It is a transcript of the gene SelR, whose product is annotated as methionine-R-sulfoxide reductase B1. The transcript is spliced from 4 exons. Gene Ontology annotation, biological process: response to oxidative stress; protein repair. The record is from RefSeq and is a predicted model, not a curated record. The coding region runs from base 188 to 724 and encodes 178 amino acids. Gene Ontology annotation, molecular function: peptide-methionine (R)-S-oxide reductase activity. Lineage: Eukaryota; Metazoa; Arthropoda; Insecta; Lepidoptera; Pieridae. Gene Ontology annotation, cellular component: cytoplasm.
ACUUAAUCUGUGGCAAAAAAAUGCGAUUUUGCUAAAAUUACAGACUAGCAAUUGGAAUAUUCUUUAGGUUUAAAGGAUAAAUAUUAAAAUUAAAGCAUACCUUCAGGUUUUUAUUAUCUUAUCUUUACUAACAGACACGCAAUUACAUAAUUUUGCUUCCAAAACUAGGUAAUGUGAGUGAUAAGUAAUGCGUGUUCUACUGAGACCAUUAACUAUAUUUAGAAAAGCAGCGCAAUUGAAUAGAAGUGUUCAGUUAAGGCAUCCUUUUACAACUGCGUUGAUUUGGAGAGCAAUGGAAGAUAAAGACUCUUUAAAAAAACGACUCACACCUCUUCAAUACCAUGUCACACAAGAAGCAGGAACUGAAAGACCUUUUACAGGAUGUUACAAUAAGUUCUAUGAGGAAGGUGUUUAUGUAUGCAUAGUGUGCCGUCAAGAAUUAUUUACUUCUAAAACAAAAUAUGACUCUGGAUGUGGAUGGCCAGCUUUCAAUGAUGUUCUUGCCAAAGAAAGAGUAACAUUACAUCAGGAUACAAGUGCAGUUGGGGCAAAUAUAUUACUGGUUUUAACACGACCAGGUAUGGUGCGAACUGAGGUGAGAUGCUCCAAGUGCUCAGCCCAUCUAGGACAUGUAUUCAAUGAUGGGCCGGCGCCCACGAAGAAACGUUUCUGUAUAAAUUCAGCAUCAUUGGACUUUAUUGCAGCUGAGGAUCGGAAAGAUUAACAGAUAUUUCUAUUGAUCUCUAAUAAUAUCUAUGAGCAGUAACAGGUGUGAAUAAUUUAUCAAUCUGAAUAUAUUUUUAAAGAGUGCUUCAUUACAUAAUUUAUUUUGUAUUUUAGUUGCAUUUCAUAUUAUGUUCAACUGUAGGUAAUGAUUAUAAAACAAAUUUAACUACUUCUCAGCUGAAUCUAAGUUUAUUGGCUCUUUUUAAUAAGCUAUUAAAUAUAUUUGUUUAAUUUUAUAUACCAAUAUGCAGAUCCAUGUAAAUCUAACUUGUACAUCAAGUGUUAAAGAAAAUUUUUAAUCUAAUGGUGCUUCAAAUUAACAUUUUGGUAAAAUUUUUAAUUAUAAUUUUAGUACAGCUAUGUACUAUUUUUGUAGUAGCCAUGUAAUUAUUCGAUAAUUUUGAUAAUAACACAUAUAAAAUUAUUUGUAGAGUAUAUUAUUUAUCACUACUAAUAAAAGUAAACAUCUUUUUAUUCCGAGGUUCCCGAGAAAAAUUUCUUAACAUUUUAUAUAUCAGCUCUAGUAGAAAAAAUUCAUAUGCGUUUAUUUUGUAUGACAGUUGUAUUAUAUUUUAUUGGAGAAAUAUUUUACUGUGUCAUUGUACUAAUAAUUUACGUUAGUUACCAAACUGAAGUCAUAAUGUUGUAUAAAUUGUAUUUUUUUAUUUAUUCAGUAUCGUUGUAAAGAAACAAGAUGUCUAAAUUGAAAUCGGCAGCUGUGUCAUAUUAUUUUCAAAUAGGCAAUAUGUGACAUAUAUUUUAGUGUAAAGAAUGACAUACAAACUGCAAUUGAUUUGCAAUGAGUGAAAACAAUAUCAAAGUGAAUAUUUUAAGUACAAAUAUAAGUCAUAUUUAUCCUAUAGUUUUGUGGCUUCUUAUGAAAUAAAUAUUUUUAAUAUGA